CGGCGAUAGGGCGCUCACCCUCCUUCAUCCUAGCGCUAGUCUCCACUUACCCAACGCUAUCCGCCUCCAUGACGAGUCCUGCGCCUUUCCGCUUAGCAUGCUAUUCUUGUCUAUAGAUAGAUCGAUAGACACACACGCUUUCUUUUCAUGAGCAGACAUAUCUCACUGCGACAACGUUCAUUAUAUUCCACGUCUCUCGUUAGACCGCAUAUCUCGUCCUUAAGUCGUUUUGUACUCUUGUCGAUUCUCCACCGGAUCUCCACGACCAACCGCUCUGCGCCAAAAGCAAUUGAUCAAUGGUUUCUCGAGUUUGAUAUCGGCGAGAUCUAUCAUCUGCAUCGUACACUCAUUCCGAGAGGCUCGAUUAGUACAUAGAUACACAAAGGAAUACGCUCCCUCGACCGUGUAGCCAUCGCCAUGGCUGUCAUGGACCAAAUGGGCUUCACCCCGUUCCGCCGGGACGAAAUCCUCCAGCCUCGAGAUUUCAGAACUACAUUCUCCACGUGGGAUAAUUGCAUGGCCAAGACCUACUGCAAAUGGCCCGUCGUCAUCGGCAUUGCCAUUGGCAGCAUCAUCCUGAUUGGUGUCAUCUGGGGUAUAGUCGCCUGCGCCUGCUGCGGCUACACCUGCUGCAAGGGAUGUUGUGCAUGCUGUAGCUGCUGCUGCCCUUCCAGAGACAAGUCUCACAACCGCACCAAGUUCGCCGAUGAGCCCUCCGCCUACAAUGCUCGAAACCGACGUCACUCCACGGGCUACCAGCGGCCCCCGGCGCCCCCCGUCUACGACUCCCACCAUUCCACUCCAGCCAAAUUCGCCCAAUUCGACACAGUUCAUCCCCGUUCGAAGUCCAACGAUGACGCCCUCCCACAAAUGCCAACCUGGGAUUCGGCCAAAACCCGUCGUGUCGAAGAAGUUUCCCCGCCGAGCGACGUGGAAAUGAACCGCCUGGACCCUGCCACGGGCCAGAACUUCAAACCCCAGAGCUUCAGCCGUCCCGUACGCUACAACAACAACACUAACAGCGGCGGCAAUAGUUACUACGACAGAACCCCGACGUCCUCCGCCUAUUCCCCCACCUUCGACGGCUACCGCGGCCCAGAAGCUACCACUCACCAGUCCCGCUCCCCUUCCCCAGGAAACCCCUUCGGUCAUGCCGACGCUAUAGGUAUCGCAACAAGCCAUCCCCCCACCCACCAGCAUCACCAAUACUUCCCGCCCAGAAGCCCAAGCCCGGAACCUGUUACUCCAUACCCUCCCUACACCGAAGUACCCACAGCAACAACCGCAAUAAUGCCAAACGCCAUGACAACACACACAACUAUGUCCCCGCCCCCAACACACCCCAGGGAAGCACUACAACGAUACCCACCAGCCCCGAUGCCCCAUCCCCCCUCCCCACCCGCCACCCGCUCAUACUCGCCCUACCCGCCCCCGCAACCCGUGCCGCAACUCCAACACCUACGCCAGCAUUCACCAACACAGUCGCCAACACAUCAAUCUCCGCGUUACCUCCCGCAACAGCAGGGUCAAAAUCAGGCAUACGCGCCCUACUCACCCGCUUCAUCUGUGCCCAACACCCCACCGCCACCCUUCUCGUCGACCCUGGGUGAUUACGAUCAAAUAUUGCCCGGCGCGCAGCAUGGGCAGUAUGGGACUGGCAUUGAUGCACCGCCACGGGAGCAGGCCCCGCCGAGUGCGUUACAGGUUGGGAGGGCGCCUCCGGGACCUAAGUCGUGGAGGGAUGUUUGAGUUGGAUUUUGUUUGAAAGGUGGACCAGGGAUGAAGUUGGUAAAUUGAGAAAAAUCUUGAGGUUUUGGUUUCGGUUUUGGUUUCUGGUCUCUGGCUUUUUCGUUUGGAUGAAAUGUUCGAUGUUACAUUGAGGAUAUGUUUUUAUUCCCCUACGUCCAUGCAUGCAUGUGCAUAGUAAAAUAUUUUCAAUAUUUUCUCCUUCCCUCUCAUCUUCCUUUUUUUUGUACACCAUAUUCUGACCUUCCCUUUUCUGCUUUCUUUCUUUGUUUGACAUAUUAAAAAAAAAAAUUAUUUUUACGUCUCUCAUGAGGGUGAAGUGAUUUGAUCAUUUUUUUCUGAAGAAAGUUUGCUCGCCUGGUGGUAAUUUAUACUGUGCCUUUC
Molecule: messenger RNA, 2130 nt
Organism: Histoplasma capsulatum G186AR
Lineage: Eukaryota; Fungi; Ascomycota; Eurotiomycetes; Onygenales; Ajellomycetaceae
Exons: 2
Coding region: 418-1749 (443 amino acids)
Cellular component (GO): cellular bud neck; plasma membrane
Source: RefSeq, a predicted model, not a curated record